Molecule: messenger RNA, 717 nt
Organism: Aspergillus uvarum CBS 121591
Lineage: Eukaryota; Fungi; Ascomycota; Eurotiomycetes; Eurotiales; Aspergillaceae
Product: gluconokinase
Exons: 2
Coding region: 1-717 (238 amino acids)
Cellular component (GO): cytoplasm
Molecular function (GO): gluconokinase activity
Source: RefSeq, a predicted model, not a curated record
AUGCUCUCCGCCGGCGAACGCCCGCAACCCGCCAUGAAGAACAAGGGCGCGGUGGUAGACACCCCCCUCAACAUCAACCACACCACCACGAACCCCAUGUGGGCCGACCAGACCCAGCAGCAGCCGCCGGCCCAACCGCCGCAGCAGAUCCAACACAUCUGGGUGGUGACCGGGCCCGCCGGGUGCGGGAAGAGCACCGUCGGGCGCGGUCUGCAGGAGGAAUUGGGGGUGCCAUUCCUCGAAGGCGAUGAUUUCCACCCGGCCUCGAACAAGACCAAAAUGAGCAACGGGGUGCCGCUGACGGACGCGGACCGGUGGGACUGGCUGAUCUCGCUGCGGCAGGCGGCGAUCGCGGCGCUGUCGCCGUCGGAGGCGAACGGCUACCGGCCGCCGACGGGGGUGGUGGUGGCGUGCUCGGCGCUGAAGAAGAAGUACCGGGACGUGAUGCGCGUGGCGGCGUACGGCUCGCCCGCGGUGCAGAUCCACUUCAUCUACCUCAAGGUCGACCCGACGGCGCUGCUGCAGCGCGUCACGCAGCGGCAGGCCCACUACAUGAAGAGCAGCAUGGUGCAGUCGCAGCUGAUGGACCUGGAGGAGCCCGUGGUCGGGGACGAGUGGGAUGCGCUGAUCGUGGACGUGCACGCCGGCCAGGCGGAGGUGCUGCAGGAGGUGAUUGCCCUGGUGCGGGAUGCGCUGGUGAAGUUCCAGCAUAGCUAG